This is a messenger RNA of Cuscuta campestris, 960 nucleotides long. Lineage: Eukaryota; Viridiplantae; Streptophyta; Magnoliopsida; Solanales; Convolvulaceae. The record is from the annotation of a GenBank genome assembly.
CAGGGCUAGCUAUUCAUAGGCUAAUCAGCACAUCCGAGCUCAACCCAGAGAGGGUCUUCAAGGAACCUGUAGCCAAAUGUUUUCCAAAAUUGCCAAGAUUAAGCUUGUGAGCUCACAUCCUGAAGUGUAUGAACCGUGCGAUGAUUCAUUUGCAUUAGUGGAUGCGCUACUGGCUGAUCAGGCUAACUUGUCAGAUCACCGGCCCACAUGUUGUAUGGAAGUUGGAUGCGGUAGUGGAUACGUUAUAACAUCUCUAGCACUCAUGCUACGAAAUGAAGUGCCUGAGCCCUUUUAUAUUGCAACUGACAUAAAUCCUCAUGCAGUGAGGGUGACUCGUGAGACAGCGGAUGCCCAUGGUGUUGAUGUUGACUUGGUAAAUACUGAUAUUGCCUUGGGAGUGGAGGCACGGUUGGCUGGGUUAGUGGAUGUUUUGGUUGUUAACCCUCCUUAUGUUCCUACUCCCGAAGAGGAAGUUGGUCGUGAAGGAAUAACCUCUGCUUGGGCUGGAGGGGAAAAUGGUCUGAGUGUGAUCAACAAGAUAUUGCCUGUUGCGGACAAACUUCUGUCUGAAAGAGGCUGGCUGUAUCUGCUCACACUCUCUGAUAAUAAUCCCUCUAAGAUAUGCCUUCAAAUGAGAAAGAAGGGUUAUGCAUCUAGAGUCAUUCUUCAGCGGUCCACUGAUGAGGAAAGCCUUCAUAUAAUCAAAUUUUGGCGUGAUGCCAACUGCCAGUUAGAAGCAAAAAAAUAUCAUAGUUUAAUGGUGAAAAAUGGUCAACAAAAUGUCAAUAAACCAGGGGAUUUUGAAUUUCCAGAAUUGUUAUCAGGGGGACGUCACAACUGCAAUGCACUCUAAGUACCAAUGCUUUCAAGGUACAUUAUUUAAUUAGAAUCUGCACAUAGCUGAUGAUGGUUUUCAUUUUGCAUUGCUCAUAGAUAUAUGGUGUGCAUAAGAAUGUUUUA